UUUUGCAAACGUCAACUUUGAACAAAAUGGAGACCAUGCAUGAAUUUGUCCCAUUUGUGAAGGAGAUGCUGAGUGCAGGACCCUCGAAGGGCUCCAUGAAGGUGUACCUGGUGGGUGGCACCUUUGCAGUUCUGGGGAUAGUCAGUGGGAUGAUGGAGGUCGCCUGUUCACUCUUCCCUGAUCAGGAAGAGCCUGUGCUAGAGAAACUGAUGGAAGAGAAGAUCACAGUGACAGAGCAGACCCAAGAGGCACAGACAACUAUUCCCGAGCCGGAUGACAUGGAUGCGGAGACAGAGGCCAAGGCUAAGGAACUGCCCAUGCUCAGGCAGCGGCGUAUGAGCUUCAGAGCACACGCCUCAUAAAUAACCCACAUUCCACCGCAACAUGUACUUAGCUGGGAAAAAAAAGUCACAUUGAGUGUUCUGCCUUUGCACUGAGGUACUAUGCAAGCCUGACAGAGAGGAAAACGGAAAGUGUCUGUUGGGAUCAAAUGCUGCUGAGCAGCGAAUGUUGGCAAGUUUUGGGGGUCUCAUGUUAUAAAAUGUUAUGUGUUAGAUGAUGUAAUGCUUUUCUACUGGGUGAACGUUAUUUAUAAAGGAUGUAUUAAGUUUUUACAGAAUGUGCUUUGUCUGAUUGCAACUGAAUAAAUUCUAGUUUGCUGAAA
Molecule: messenger RNA, 664 nt
Organism: Colossoma macropomum (tambaqui)
Lineage: Eukaryota; Metazoa; Chordata; Actinopteri; Characiformes; Serrasalmidae
Gene: g0s2
Product: G0/G1 switch 2
Exons: 2
Coding region: 27-362 (111 amino acids)
Source: RefSeq, a predicted model, not a curated record